Molecule: messenger RNA, 1907 nt
Organism: Coregonus clupeaformis (lake whitefish)
Lineage: Eukaryota; Metazoa; Chordata; Actinopteri; Salmoniformes; Salmonidae
Product: BRISC and BRCA1-A complex member 2
Biological process (GO): double-strand break repair
Cellular component (GO): BRCA1-A complex; BRISC complex
Source: RefSeq, a predicted model, not a curated record
UCCAAAAGGACCCCAAAAACAUGUAAUAUUUGCUGUAAACAUUGAAUUUCAACGUGAACAUUUUUGGAUUUCCAAGACAUUUCCAGAGAACCUGUGUGUAGAAGAUGAACAACAUGUCCCCUGAGGCUGCACUGAACCGCAUCUCCACUGUGCUGCGCCCAUUGCUGUGGAAUGGUCGAGUGGGCCUUGACUCCACCAACUGCCUUCGCAUCACGGACCUCAAGACUGGAUGCACGUCUCUGACUGCAGGGCCCUGUUGUGAUCGCUUCAAGCUGCACAUCCCCUACGCUGGAGAAACCCUGAAAUGGGACAUCAUAUUCAAUGCACAGGAUCCAGAACUACCUCCAGACUUCAUAUUUGGGGAGGACGCGGAAUUCCUGCCAGAACCCUCGGAACUCCCGCACCUGGUCAAGUGGGAUGCGGGGGACGCGGAGUGCCUGCUGCAGCUGGUGAAGGAGCUGAUCCAGCAGUACCACCAGUGCCAGCGUCUGCGCGAGAGCUCCCGGCUGCUCUUCGAGUACGCUAGCCUGCUCGAGGACCCCAACUAUGGCAGCAGCAUGGAGGUCUACGCCGGGCACAAGAACAGCUGGACCAGAGAGUUCUCCGCUCGUUUCCUGCUCAAGCUCCCUGCGGACUUCAGCGACAUCCCCGUCUAUCUUUUCAAGGAUACAUUGUUGGACCCUGGGGAAGACGUGGCCCUUCUCUCCGUAAGCUUCGAAGACGCAGAGGCCACCCAGGUGUUCUCUAAACUCUACCUGUCCCCCAGCAUUGAACACGCCCUGGGAGGUUCCUCUGCACUACACAUCCCAGCAUUCCCUAGUGGAGGUUGCCUCAUCAACUAUGUACCUCAAGUGUGCCAGCUCCUCACCAACAAGGUGCAGUAUGUCAUUCAAGGCUACCACAAGAGGAGAGAGUACAUUGCUGCCUUUCUCAGUCACUUUGGAAUGGGGGUGGUGGAGUACGAUGCAGAAGGAUUCACCAAGCUCACUCUUCUCCUCAUGUGGAAAGACUUCUGUUUCCUUGAGUUACACGUGGACCUCCCUCUGUACUUCCCGCGGGACCAGCCCACCCUGACAUUCCAGUCUGUGUACCACUUCACCAACAGUGGGCAGCUCUACUGGCAGGUGCAAAAGUCCUACCCAUAUAGCCCGCGAUGGGAUGGCAACGAGAUGGCCAAAAGAGCCAAAGCAUACUUCAAGAGCUUCAUUCCUCAAUUUCAGGAAGGGGCCUUUGCCACUGGGAAACUCUAGGAGUGUAGUCCGUACGUGUGUUUGUAUGUGUGUGUGUGUGUGUGAAUGCGCUGCACAUAAAUUACAAUGUACACUGUACAGGAACUCUCUGUAACUCCACGUUGAGCUGAACUGUCUGUGUUUCCAUUUUAUUUAGUUGUUUUUUCACCUUUCUUAAAAGUAGAGAGAGAAAAAUGCUGAAAUGCUGUUGCUAAAAGGGUUAGGGUCAGUAGUUCAGAACCACUUGUGAAGUCAACAGACAGAUGUUGGGCUUGCCCAGCCAAGGUGCUACAACCUCAAACAAGAUGUCACUUCUGAUCUUCUGACUGGUUGUAAGAAAACUGGAAAAGGUCCCUGAACCCUAAACUCUUUGACUGGAGCUUGAUGUAAUACGGUCAUCUUCUGGAAACACCUUCAGCGGUUCAUCUUGAUUCAUAUAAUACAGUCUCACUAGUGGUACCAUUACUUUAUCAUUCUACAGUCGACUUAAUCUUUGCCUUGAGAGGAGUAUUCCUCAUUACUAUGUACAUUGGAGAAUACUGUAUGUGCCAUUUUUCCUCUGUAAAAUCAUAUUUUAUUAUCUUACUCCAUGACAGUAUGUUACUGAAUGUUUUCUGUUAUAUGUUCAUUUCACCACCCUCACAAUCACUCAUAUUCCCAAUAAACCCUGAAAUCCUA